Molecule: messenger RNA, 636 nt
Organism: Toxorhynchites rutilus septentrionalis
Lineage: Eukaryota; Metazoa; Arthropoda; Insecta; Diptera; Culicidae
Gene: Osi15
Exons: 3
Coding region: 1-636 (211 amino acids)
Source: RefSeq, a predicted model, not a curated record
AUGUAUUUGAAGAGUAGUGCCUUGAUCGUGCUCGCGGCUACCGUCGCCAUUGCUGCAGCGGCGGCGGCGAACUCCAAGGAGGAACAGCGGGUGAUACAUUUGAUCGACGAGAUCGACGCGGAAUCCAGCUUCCCACUGUUCGGUGGACUGAGUGUUGAGCGAUCGGACGCCGCCGAUGGGCGUUCGUUCGGUGCGUUCGGCGGCGAUGAAGAUUUGGCUGAACGUGCCGUGCGAUAUCUGAGUACGCACACCGUGCAGUUCAGUAUCCCCGAGGGUGAAAAUGACGAGGGUCGCCAGAUGGAAGAAGCUCGCAGCAGCCGUCUGAAGAAAGUUUUCCUGCCACUGCUGCUCGCCCUGAAGCUGAAAAUGUCUAUCAUCUUGCCCAUCCUAUUGACCAUCAUCAAGCUUAUCUCGAUCAAGGGGCUGCUCGCUGGUCUGCUCGCCAUCAAAUUCUCCGUCUUCACCGUCCUGAAGGAUCUGUUCAACAAGAAGCAGGAACGUGUGACCACCGCCUACAUCACCAGUGCCCAGCCGGUGAACGCCGAAAUCGUCCACCAGGACUGGCAUCGCAACGGGCAGGCUUCGCCCCAGGAACUGGCCUACGGCGGGUACAAUCCUUACGCCACCCUUCAGUGA